Molecule: messenger RNA, 3382 nt
Organism: Amphiprion ocellaris (clown anemonefish)
Lineage: Eukaryota; Metazoa; Chordata; Actinopteri; Pomacentridae
Product: schwannomin-interacting protein 1
Exons: 7
Coding region: 376-1191 (271 amino acids)
Biological process (GO): positive regulation of hippo signaling
Cellular component (GO): cell junction; plasma membrane
Source: RefSeq, a predicted model, not a curated record
GAAGUUGGAGCAGUGAAUUUACAGUCCGUCAUUAGUUCUUCUGUGUGAAAAAUUCCUGAAGUAUCUUUUGUUUGUGUCCUUGGACAGUCAGUUAGUCGCUGUCUGGCGCGAUAAGAAGAAAAUAAAGCCUUCGACACAGGUAAAAUAAAGAAUGAGACUAAUAAGACUUUGACGGCUCCUGUCGACACACUUCCACUAGUUUGGUGAAUUGGAAGGAGGUGGGAGCGAAGAAGAAAGGACGGGAAGGAGGAGGACGAUGACUUGGAGGAGCUGAGGGAAGAGCGGAGCCAACUAUGUGGAAAAACUUCCAGCGACUUGUCUGGCCGCCAUUCGAGCAGUAGAAUUGGUUUUAUAUUGCGGAAAAAAGCUGUGCAGAUGGAGGGUGAGAAGGAGAAACAGAGGCAGCAGCGGGAAGAGAAGGAGAGUAAUGAGGCAGAGGAUGACAGGAGGAGUGACGACGAUGCUGACAAUGAAGAGGGAGACGAUGAAUAUUCUGAGGGGGCGGCACUAGUGUGGCAAGAAGACUAUGGCGAGGAUAAUCUGGGACUUCCCAUCAUGCACUGGGAAGCGCUGAGCCUGCGCAUCGCUGAGUUGGAAAAGCAAGAAGAGGAGAAGAGGGAAAAGAAGGCAAAGAGUGGAGUUUCUCUUGAGCGAGGCAGAGCCCCAGUGAGCUGGACAGAGGGGAGAGGGAGGAGAGCAGAAAGCUGGGAGAAUGGAGAUGACACCUGCAACAGUGCUGUGCUUGCACUCACCUCUCGCCUGCAGACGCAGAUGAAUCUCCAACUCUGCUUCAUCAACAACAGUGAAAGUGAGGAGGAGGAGGAAAACAAUGGACAGAUCAGCGGGAAAAGGACUGUUCAGGUUCAUAAGAAUCCUCAGCCUCUUGCCAAGCCGGAGAAACCAAAAUCAAGGGGCUUCAGGAACACUCUAAGAAACCUACGAGACCGACUGAGAACAGACCACAAAACACUGCCUGCAGCACAUACUGAUCCUGUAGUCCAGCAGAGACACUUGGAGCUCAGUGAUUUACAGAGUUUCAGUAUCAAGGACCUCAAUGCUCUGUGCACGUCUCUCAGCAAGACCAUACAAGACUUGAGCUCAGAACUGGUGAGCCGCCUCCAGAUCCGAGACCAGCUGAGGACAGAGCAGGAUGCCAUGCUGCUGGAGGUGCAGGAUCUGACAUCACUAUAAACCUGCCAGUCACUCCCUGCUAAAGAUCAGCUGUCCAUCCGUUUGGAGAGAUUAAGUCAUUCAAUAAGUCAGCUCAACAGUCUUGAAGGAUUGUUCGUAAUCAGACAGUACCACAGCGGCUUCCUCAAGCAUCUCAGUCAGUCCCUCCUGCUGCAGCCGCUCACUGUGAAAAGUGUCACUUCCUGAGAGGAUUUGGACAUUUAAUUGCAUACCAUGUUUUGGCAUUGUCGGUGUUUUAGAUUGUAAAGGAAAUUUUGCUCCCCUAACCCUAAUGGCCAAUUCAUGGUUCCCGCCUCUGUGCGCCUACAGACUUUGAUACAUGGCCGGUUUCAUCACAGAUGGAACACAGAUAAACACACAGGGAAACAGCAGCUUCUUCCAGAUUGGGUUGGAGCACCGUGUCAGUGAUUAGUCCUGAGGUGUGUGUGAACAUGGCAUAGCAUUUCUGGAGAAAUGGAGACUUUACACUGUGUUUGGCUCCAUCAAACUAUCAUCCACGAAGUCCAGCUGUGACUGCUUUAAACGUAAAUCUUUUAAUGAUGAAUUAUAGAUGUGUGGAUGACUGAGUGUCUCCUUGUACAGUCUCUCCUGAUACCAAACAUUUGUUUGAAGCACCAUUUGUUUUCCUGGCACAUGAACACACAAAAAAUUUGGGCUGCAUGGGUACAGUCUUUGCAGACCCUCAUGGACUUGGGUGGAUGCAAACAUUUACAUCAUGUGUACCUUUGCGGACAUGGAAAACAUGAAAUGGGAGCCAUAUAGUACAGUGAACAUAUCCAGUGGAUGGUGGCCUUAAUUGACUUUUUUUUUCGGUAAAUAUCUCCUCUUGCCAUCCUACCCAAUCAGAUUAGAUGAUCAAUACCUGCUAGAUAUCUACUUUGUCCACAGCACCUACAGGUUUGGGUCCUGUUAAAACCAGCUUGAUGCCAAGAUUAGAAGCAAAGGGAAAAACUUAUUUUGAAACACUAUUGAUUGUGUUAAUAUAGUUUAUAUUGGAGCAACACACAAAAAGUUCAAGUUGAAAGUGUCUACUUGUACACCGUGCUCUGUUUAUCUUUUCUUUUUUCGCUUUUUAAGUACCUGGUCAGAGGUGGAGUUUUUAAGCUUCCACAGGAUGAUGCUUUUCAUGCAAGAUUGUUUCGAUUUCAGCCAGUCUUGUACUGGUGAGGAGAGGAUGGUUGAGUUCAAAGGGAUGUUUUACGCUUGUUUACACAGUCACCCCAUCUUGAUGUAUACUGUAUGGGUAAAAAGACUUUCUGUCUCUCACCUUUAGUUGCAGGUUUUGUAGUUACAUUAACCUCAGGCUGUGCUCAGCAGGAGCUGCAUCAUUCAGUACACGAUGUGGACAAGAAAUGUGGAGACGGUCGUCCUCAAACAGACUGAAUAUUUUUUUCUGACGGAACAAUUCUGCAGGUGGUUUUAACUACCUGCUUGUUUUCACACAAACGUCAUGCAAGUUAAGACAUGUUACUGCGGGUUUGAUAGAAAACUGACAUUGUCAUUUUUGUAACAUCAAAGUGUUUCUGAAAUCGUCAGUCCAGUGCUGAUGAGGGCCCUGACCACUGUUUACGUUGUGGGCACGUGCAGGUCCCUAUCUUGCUUUCUGUCACACAAAUUAGCAGAUGGCAUAUUUGCCUCAAAAUGAAUGCAUAAAGCAGAUCUGGACAUGAUAGAUUUUUUUUUUUUUUUUUUUUUUUUUUAUUAAAUAAAUUUGACAGUAUUUACCAGCAGUUUUUAUUCCUCCAUGUAUCCUUUUCAAAUGUUGUUUAAAUGUUGUAGUUGCACAAUUUAUCAUACAACUUAGGUGGACCACUUUCCAGUUCCAACAGAAAUAGCAAGACAAUUAUUAGUUUUGUAAAAACAAGUGAAACAACAAUCCUAAGAACUCUUCUGAUGUGUAAAGGGAGGGUUCUCUUUUGUAUACUUUAUAGCAUAUUUUAGGUUUGGAAUCUUGUGUCAUUUUUUUAAACAGUGAUGUAAAACAGACUUACACUCAGAAGCUGCAAAUUCUGCCAACUGAACAAUCUGUCUUUGUAGUAAAUGUAGUUCUGUUUUUUGGUUUUGCAGGAAAUCUUUUUUUAUUCUUGCUUUUCUACUUCGUGGUGGGGUUAGUAAAGAAUCAAAUGUGUUUAAAUGUUUAAAAAAAAAAAAAAAAAACUGCCACAAAUAAAACAUGUUUUUAAAAUUUCAA